Spirodela intermedia is the source of this 2413-nucleotide messenger RNA. The record is from the annotation of a GenBank genome assembly. NCBI's taxonomy places the organism in Eukaryota, Viridiplantae, Streptophyta, Magnoliopsida, Alismatales, Araceae.
AUGCUGACCUGCAUUGCCUGCUCGAAACAGCUAGCGGAUGCGGGAGAAGAUGAGCCCGCGCGUGGAAUCCCACGGACAAAGGACACCGUCAAGAGCCUAACGUCGCAGGUACCACUCCCAUCCACUCCUCUUCGACAGUACUGCAAGAUGUCUUCUUCGUCUUAUCGCGGCGUACUCUAGUUUUCUCUCGACAUGUCCGUGUUCAUCACUGAACUUUUCUGUUUCCUUUUGGUUAAUUUGCCUCCAAAUUGUGCUGGUUAAUCCGUCUAUAAACUUCGAUGCCUCCCUAAUCGGUAUUUUUAACUUUUUCUUUCUUCUCCUCUCUCUCUCUCUCUCUCUCUCUCUCUAUCCCAUCGCUAAUACCGAAAGCAGCUAAAGAGAAAGGGGGACUAAGCAUAUGCGUGAUCAUUGGGCGGAAAACGUUAAUUUACGUACUGAAGGAUUUGCCACCCCUGUUUUCCACCUCGAUGUUACUUUAAAUGCUCGGGCCGAAACAGAGCCCAGUCGGCCGCCUCGAGGAUCAGCAUCCUCAAAAGGCGUGCCGUUGGAAAGAUUCAUUGGCUAUGUACAGAAUGAGGCCCCUCCACCGUUCAUCAUCAUUCCCUGUUUGUGUGAGCCCAAAACUGGAACAUUUCUGAACUGAUAUCUGAACCAAAGUCCGUCUGUUUUUAUACAGCAAAAUUGAUUGCGAGAAAGAAAUUGGCACAGGCUGUCGACCACUCAAUACUUUUGGGUUAAGUUGACCAGGGCUGGAUUCCACUAUUCGGCUAUUUUGUCUGAAUGAGUAAACGCGACUUUAUCCUUGUUAAUUAACCCAACCAAUUCCAGUUCUAACCAGGUCAUCUAAGUUGUGUCCAACAGAUAAAGGAGAUGAUGUUGAAGUUCUCCGGAGCGUACCGGCACAGCAAACCUUAUGGAGGGGGUGUUGCCACCGGCGGCACCUGCAGGAAGGGUGGAUUUUCCAGCGGCAUCUUUGACAGCCACCCGUACGGCGAUUUCGACGCUGUGUCGGAGGCAGGUGAAGACCUGGCCGGGCGGCAUCAGUAUCUUAGAACGGGAUGCAGCUCCAGCUCCACUCCGGGGUGGGACUUCGCAAGCGUCAACGUGGCAUCGUCGAAUGACAGGUUCGCCAUUGGAGAGGAUCGGUCAGGGAACGAGGAUCGACUGUUCGAGGAGGUGCUGGUGGAGGACGACGGGGCAGCCAAGGAAUGGGUCGCCCAGGUGGAACCCGGUGUCCACGUGACCUUCCUCUCCAUCCCCGGCGGUGGCAACGACCUCAAGCGCAUCCGCUUCAGGUAAUAUCCGUCACUGUCCCCCGCCUCCCUCUCACCCGUCUAUCUGUCUCAUUCUUCUAAUCUUGGGUGUCAUGUCUGCGAGCAGUAGGGAAAUGUUCAAUAAGUGGCAGGCGCAAAGAUGGUGGGGAGAGAACUACGACCGCAUCAUGGAGCUAUACAACGUGCAUCGCUUCAGCCGCAAUGCGCUCCCCACUUCCCUCCGCUCGGAUUACGAUGUGAGACCCGUCUCAGACAGCUUAGCCCGUACAUACACUCUCUCUCUCUCUCUCUCUCUCUCUCCUUCUCUGAAUCGAUGAGAGAGAAAGCCCGUUGCAACCAUGGAUUCGUCUGUCCCUGUCGUGUCCCCAUCACAGCUAUCCAAGGGGAAACCCCACCGGGUACCACUGCUCAACCGACAACCCAGAGUACCCCCCCCACGGCGCGGCGUCUAAUCCAAUUGACCUGCUUUGCUAAAAAGAGGCAAAUGGGACGGCCCAAGAAUCCGCAUUUGGCCCUUUCUUGAUUUCCGCGGCUCAUUAACUACUCUCCAACCUUUUUCUUUCUUCUUUUGUCGUCCCUGCGCCACAGCUCCUUUCUCGUGGCUGGAGAAACUCUGUUCCCCCCUGCUCACCCUGCGGCCGCUGUCUUGCAGGGGGAUUCAUCUUCCGUCUCGCGCCCGACGGGGGAGGGCCCGGCGACUCCUCGCCCGGGCAUGGCCCGGAAGGCCAAUGGCAGCAGCGCGCUCCUUCCCGUGCCGGACCCCACCGAGCACAUCCUCCACUACAACCCCAACUUCCCCAUGGCGGCUUCGGGGGCUCCGUGGAAAGGGGAGGAGGCUCCGCUGGCCCACGAAGUCACCGGGGACCCCCAGGAAACGGCGGAGUGGGUGGCGCAGGACCAGCCGGGCGUCUAUAUCACCAUCCGCCAGCUCCCCGACGGCACCAGGGAGCUCCGCCGCGUCCGCUUCAGGUAUCACCACCACUAGCCAUCCCAACCACCCCCGCCCCGUUCGUUACUCGCGGCAGCGUCCGUUCGCUCAAUUCCUUGCUUGCUAUGGCAGCCGGGAGCAGUUCGCGGAGAAGAACGCGAAGCGAUGGUGGGAGCUGAAUCAGGAACGAAUUCAGGCCCAAUACCUCUAA